GGCUGCGUUCAGUUAGUACGCGUGUGACCCCAGCGGAGAAGGUUGUGUAUCUCCUGGAAGGCCACGUCUAGCCCUCCCUAUAGUGCGCGUGCAGUAUUGCAGGGGAGAGACGAGAGCAAUGGCAGGGAGCCUCUCUUGGGUGGCAGGCAGGGGCUUAUGGGGCCUGGUGCCGCUGGCCUGCAGAAGUUUCUUUCUGGGUGUUCCCAGAUUGUUCCAUGUAAGGGUCACCCUCCCGCCCCCUAAAGUGAUUGAUCGUUGGAACGAGAAGAGGGCGAUGUUCGGGGUAUAUGACAAUAUCGGGAUCCUGGGAAAUUUUGAAAAGCACCCCAAAGAAUUGAUCAAGGGCCCCGUGUGGCUUCGAGGCUGGAAGGGGAAUGAACUGCAGCGUUGUAUUCGAAAGAAGAGAAUGGUAGGAAAUCGGAUGUUCGUCGAUGACCUGCACAACCUGAACAAACGCAUCAGCUUUCUCUACAAACGCUUUAAUCGACAUGGGAAGCACCGGUAGAAGAAAAAGCUGGGAACUGUGGAAGAGGCAUGACUAUCACCAGAGAGAAGGGAAAAGUACUUUGCCUUAUGAGGAAGGGGAUUUGAAUGCUCUCAGUGAUAAUGCAGGACUCAUUUGUAAUCCAUUAUCCACAACUUUAGUUUCCUCUAGAUGCUAGUUUUACUCAUUUAUGCAAGGAGGAAGUGGAAUUCAUCCCUAAGCCUUACAGUUUUACCUUUGGACUUCACCAUUUGCCCUUGCAGUCUAGCCAUACCUGUGGUGUUCAAAAAAAUUAAAAAAUCAUUGUUGGCACUUUUGAUAUUUGGCCCUUCAUAUAUUGAAAGUGGUUAUUUUAAAUUGUCCCAUAAUGUCGUGUUAAAUGUAUUUUUAAAAACCUUUCUGCACUGGAAUGAAAUUUCAUAGAAAAAUAGUUAUACUUUUACACCAUCCUUGUCCAAAAAUAUUUAUCGAGUACCUCUUCUGAGAUGAGAACUAUAGGAAAAACAGUAUAAAAUAUUCUCCCUCUAUGCUUUUCUAGUUAUGGGUAUAAAGUUAUAGUCUCAUAUGUACACUUUAAUAUAUGAGGCCUUAAGUACCAUAUGAGUGGUUCCUAAGCCUUAUUGAUCAUCAGAAUUUCUACAUAGUUUAACAGUUUAAAAAGUCUAGUCCCUGCCCCCAAAGAUUGUGAUCUGUAGAACUGAGCUGAGUAUUAAGAGUCUUUUUGGGUUUUGUGGGGUUUUUUUAAUAAUUAAAAUGUAUCCAUCUAUAUAGGCAGAUAGUUCAAAAUUGUAAAAUUAUAGAAGAGUAAAAUGAAGAGUUUUCUCACAGCUGGGUUUUUUUUUGUGUGCUCCAUUUCAAGGCAAUCAUGCAUGACAUUCUUUUUAAUCCUUCUGGAUAUUAAUAUAUACUGUGCAUGUACAAGAUUGUUUU
Molecule: messenger RNA, 1414 nt
Organism: Budorcas taxicolor (takin)
Lineage: Eukaryota; Metazoa; Chordata; Mammalia; Artiodactyla; Bovidae
Gene: MRPL51
Product: mitochondrial ribosomal protein L51
Exons: 3
Coding region: 119-505 (128 amino acids)
Biological process (GO): translation
Cellular component (GO): mitochondrial large ribosomal subunit
Molecular function (GO): structural constituent of ribosome
Source: RefSeq, a predicted model, not a curated record